CUAAUCUGGGGUACAACUGGGGUACAACUAUGCUCCUAAUCUGGGGGACAACUGGGGUACAACUAUGCUCCUAAUCUGGGGGACAACUAUGCUCCUAAUCUGGGGGACAACUAUGCUGCCUGAUCUGGGGGACAACUAUGCUCCUAAUCUGGGGGACAACUAUGCUGCCUGAUCUGGGGGACAACUAUGCUGCCUAAUCUGGGGGACAACUAUGCUGCCUAAUCUGGGGAAAAACUACCCGACCCUCCACAAUAUUUUUAGUUUCUCAUGUGGCCCCAUGGGAUAAAUAAUUGCCCACCCCAUUCCUCCUCAACCCCGGACAUUCCUUAACCUGGAGCCGCCCGGGGAAAGGAGAAAGUGAAGACAAGAGACUGGGGGACGUCACUCGUCAUCAGAGAGAGCCAGCGUUGCUGUCGCGCACCACCACUACCGCCGCCGCCGGCAUGAAUAGGGUUUUGCUCAUGACAGGGGAUCCCGAGAGUUGUGUGACUGGAGCUUCACGGACCAUGAAGUCAGCGGGAUGUUAGAGUCAGUCUCAGAGCGGUAAUCCUAAAAGGAUGGGAGGGGCAGGAAAGAUGCCGCUUAUUCAGUAUUAACAGGAUGAAAGGUUAUCAUGGGGAAGGCAUCCAAUCACAGCCUCCAUGUCAUUGCAUUCCAGAAACACAAGAAAGAACACUGGAUUUUCCUCAUCACGGCCCAGACUUUCGCAAAUCUUAUCCCCGCAGCGCCUCUGAGUCUUGUUCUUUUGAUCUGCACUAUUGCCCUUCUAGGAGUGCCGGCGUGACAUCAGAUUGCCCUGGUGGUACUGUGAGCAUGCCUGAGCCACGGUCCUCCAGUGGUGGUACUUACCCCAGAAUGCACCACAACCCUCAGCAGUUCGAUUGUGAUGAAUGUAUGGCUGCCAUUGCUCACACCUCCAGCAAGAUAAAUCGCUUGCCACCUACUUUGUUGGAUCAGUUUGAGAAACAGCUACCCCUGCACCAUGAUGGCUUCCAUACCUUGCAGUACCAACGAACCAGCACCACAGAGCAGCGCAGUGAGAGUCCAAGUCGCAUUCGCCACCUUGUGCACUCAGUCCAAAAAUUGUUUGCCAAAUCACACUCCCUGGAGACACCUUCUAAAAGAGAAUACAAUGGCACCAGGUAUGAAGGACGUGGAGGAGAAGGCUACCAGCACUCCCAGCCUCGACACAGUAAAAGGAGUAAAAGUAAAGAUCGUAAGUCUGAACCUAAGCACCGAUCAAAGAUGGCAGGGUGGUGGAGCUCUGAUGACAACCUUGACAGCGACAGCAGUUUUCUGGUGUCAGCUCGUCAUGCCAUGGAGCAUGGAGCUCCCUUUGGAGUGGACACUCCUGAAAGUGCCUUCAGAGACUUAACCUUGAAGAGUCUAAAAGGUGGAGGAGGAGAGGGCAAAUGCCUGGCAUGUGCUGGAAUGUCUAUGUCCCUUGAUGGACAGACACUUAAAAGGAGCACGUGGCAUACAAUGACCGUCAGUCAGGCACGAGAAGCCUAUCCUAGCUCAGGCAGCCAUCACCAAGACAAGAUGCUUAUGCUUCAGGAGGCCAAGGGAAAGGAGCGAGGCUACCACUACUUACAGGUACCAUCAGAUGAAUGGGGGGGGUAUCCAGCACCUGGGAAAGAGGGAGAAAUUCCAUGCCGAAGGAUGAGGAGCGGCAGCUACAUCAAAGCCAUGGGGGAUGAUGACAGCGGGGACUCAGACACCAGCACCAAAAUGUCACCCAAAGGUGCCACCCGACGGGAGAAAUACCGCAGGUCUUCGAGUGUUGACCAUCCCAGAAACAAGUUUCCAUGUAAGCGAUAUUCUGACUCAUGUCUCUGUAACUGUCCCAGCUGCUGCACUCCACCUAAAAUUCAUCCCAAGGGACAUGGCUAUGGUCUCUCCAUCUCGGGUCAGUAUCACAACAGACAUGACGGCUUAAUUAACCCCGGAAUUUCUCAGGGCCCUGGCUCGCCAAGGUUUAGGAUACAGAGGAAUCAUAAAUCACAGGAACAAUACCUAGUUAAGGGCGAACUAAACCACCAAUCAGGGGCCACAUGUGAAUCGGUGUUCAGCGAAAUGGAAUCUCAUGCUGUUGAAGCUUUAGAUCUCCCUGGCUGUUUCCGAAUGCGCAGUCACAGCUACCUCCGUGCCAUCCAAGCUGGCUGCUCCCAAGAUGAUGACUGCAUCUCUGUCUUUUCCAUGUCUGGCCCAUCAGGACCAACCCUUGCCAGCAGCAUUCUCAAGCCCAACACUUCCUUUAGUUACCGCAAAGCCCCACCACCUAUCCCUCCAAGGCUUCUCUCCAAGCCUCUGAUCUCGGUGACAGCCCAGAGUAGCACAGAAUCUACCCAUGAAACCUUUCUGCACAAUGAGCCCACGCGGUUGCCUUGGUCCAAAGAUGUCAAGGUCCACUGCAAUUCUACUGAGAGUCUGGAGGGAACCAAGUCAAGAGGUCUUUCCUUGGACCUGGCAACUGUCCAGCACAGAGCUUCACCCAAACCUUCCACUGUGAUCAGCAAAGCUCUACCAUUAAGGGAAGAGCUAAAAGGUGUCACACGUCAAAGAAAAUGGCGUCCAUCUAUUGGUGUACAGGUAGAGACAAUCUCUGACUCGGACACUGAAGGAAAGAGCAGAAGAGAAGUUCACUCCAUUGGAGUUCAAGUAGAAGAUGAAAGAAGGAGGGCAAGGUUUAAGCGUUCUAACAGUGUGACUGCUGGGGUUCAGGCUGACUUGGAGCUGGAAGGCUUUCCUGGACUAACUGUUCCCACAGAAGACAAAGGCCUACAGUUUGGACGCUCCUUUCAGAGGCACUCCUCUGAGCCCUCAGACACCAGCCAACAGUACUCAGUCUAUAAGACAGUUCAUACUCAAGGUCAAUGGGCAUACAGAGAGGACUAUCAAAUGCAGUAUGAUACUGGAGAAGAGCCUCGCCAGGAGUCCUGGAUGGACAGAGGCACUCGGAGCCUCCCAGACUCGGGCAGAGCAUCCCCCUGUCAUAGGGAUGGAGAGUGGUUUAUUAAGAUGUUACAGGCAGAAGUGGAAAGGAUGGAAGGAUGGUGUCAGCAGAUGGAGAGAGAGGCAGAAGAGUAUGAUCUACCAGAGGAAAUUCUGGAGAAGAUCCGUAGUGCAGUAGGAAGCUCCCAACUCCUAAUGUCUCAGAAAGUUCAACAGUUUUUCAGACUUUGCCAGCAGAACAUGGACCCCACCUCAUUUCCCCUGCCCACCUCUCAAGAUUUGGCUGGAUUCUGGGACCUCCUUCAGCUCUCCUUUGAGGAUGUGGGCAUGAAAUUUGCAGAGCUGCAACAGCUGAAAGACAAUGGAUGGAAAUUAUUGGAAUGCAAGGAGGAGAAGAAGGUUCCUCCUCCCAUACCAAAGAAGCCACUCCGUCAGAAGGUACAUCCAGUCAAAGAUCGUUCUUUGGAUUCUGUUGAUCGUCAGCGUCAAGAGGCCAGGAAGAGGCUAUUGGCAGCUAAACGGGCUGCCUCUUACAGGCAUAACUCUGCCACAGAGAGUGCCGACAGCAUAGAGAUUUACAUACCUGAAGCUCAGACUCGACUGUGAAGAGGACAAUGUACACUAACCCUUUUGUAUGCGCUGUAUAUAAUAAUAUACAUAUAUACAUAGAAAAUAUUUAGAGAUUAUUCUAAGAAAAAAAAAAAAUGCUGAAAAAAUGACCACAGCUGUGUAAUUUUGGGGAGGCCCCUCAAACCCAAAUAAAACUAACCCUUCAUCAAAAUCCCUCCCCCUCAAAGGGCAGAGCUAGUUAACCAAUCAGUGCUGUCUCCAUUGCAGAGGCUGGAGAGAAUUACUUACACCUCUAGACUCAUCUCCACUCCCUCUACCCUUAAACUCAUAUGUAGCUUAAAAAAUGGCAUGCUGCAUUGUGUAGCAGUACUGAGUAUGACCACGAGUAAACACUGUGUCAAAGUCUAUUUGUAGCUCCUUUUAGAGCUAUGUUUUAAUGAACCCUGAUGAGAGGCGUUUAAUGCCUGGAAGAAACCAAACUAGAAGAGAUAUUUUCAGUAAUUUUUAUUUGUAAUGGGAAAAUCUUAUUUUUUAGAUACAAGGAAAUACUCUGUAUUGGCCUGCAAUGCAGUGCGUUCAGUUUGUGCUAGGUAGUGUUUAUUGCUCUGUGAACCUGCUAUGUACUGGUCCAUGCAUGUUUAGGAAUACAGGUCACUACUACUGUUGGGAAAGAACAUAUAUACAGGUAGGUUGUAAGGGACAUUUUUAGGAUUGUAAUCUUAUCAUUUCUUACAUAUAAUCAGGCAAAAAAAAAAAACAUUAAGUUUACACGUGUGUAUAAAACAUUUUUUUUUUAAAAGGGAUUCCCCAAUUCUUUUCCUGUAGAGGUGAAUGAAAUUUUAAAUGCUUCAGUGUAAAGACAUAUCCAUCAUUUGUGCCAUUCGUUUAUUUUUGGGGGAAACAUUCUGGUGUUUGUUCCGUUGGUUUUUGCAUGACUAUUUACAUCUUUUUACACAUCACAGAAAUGCUAGCUUAAAAUUGGAAAAAGGGGGUUUACAGUUCCGAGCCUGUGGUUUAGACUAGAGUUCUGACCAACAUUAAGAAAACUAUUUAUUUAUUUUAAAGAAUUUUUGCAAAAUUUGCCCAGAAAAGACCAUUAGUCAACAAAACUUUUCAGGGGUUAAUUUCAGGGGUUAAUUUCAGCUUCAAAUUUAAAAUUGAAUAAACACUGUUUCGGAUCCCCUUGCAGAAUUUCCUCUGUGUUAACAUACCCUCUAGGUUUCGGUUCUAUAAUACUUUUUUCUUUUUGGAUACAAAAUAAUUUAUUUAUUGAUAUGUUUGUUUAUUUAUUUAUUUAUUGUUGUUAACACUUGCAAAUUCUACACCAAUUUUUUCACAUUUUCUGCUGCUUUCAUCCUAACAUCAAAGAUCCACUUUUAUGUUUCAUGGCAGGGAUUAUGUGUUCCUUUUUUUGGCCUCAGUGACUAUUCUCCACAUAUUUAUGAAUUUAUGUUUGUGACCAUAAAAUUCUAUUUUGUUUUUGGUUCAAACAAGGGUUUCACAAGAGAUAAAAAAAACUGUUGGUUAUUAAUACACCAAACCAAAAUUGAAUUUUAUGGUCACAAACAUACAUUGAAUCAAAUAAUGCAUAGGUAUAUGGAUGCAUACUCUUCAUUGCCACCUCAAACUGUGUGUGUGCUCCAAUUCAAAUGCAAACCAACAAUUGCAGAUAUCCAAACUUUUCACCUGGGUUCACAUAGUGGCCCUGAUUAUUACUAUUGUAAACCCAACCUGUUUUGUAGAGUUGUGCUCCACAUUGUUUCUGCACCACAGUUUGUGGUGCAAUGUGACAAAAAACAACAAUAAACCUUUAAAACCCAGAAAAAGGGCAUGGUCUUUCGGGAAAAAGACAAAGCAGACUAGGGGGCAUGGUUGUAUAACAACAUUUUACACUAGUAAAAACCCAACACUUAGUAAAUGAGGGCCAUUGUGUUUGUUUUAUGUUUUUAUUGUGUUUUUCCCCAACCUUCAAAAAGUAUUUAAUUAAAAAAAAAAAGGUAAAGUUAGAACGGACAGGAAUUAUUUUUGUUAUUCUAAUUCUGUGAUGAUCAGUAUUCCUAAAUUAACUGAUCUAGCUUUGGUAGAAAAUCUUCCAAAUUCUGCCUGGGGUGUGUAACCACAAACACAACUUUAUAAUGCCCAAAAGUCAUUGUAUUAUUAGGUAUUUUCAUCUCCCAGUAGAUUGCAUUAUACUUAUCCAUUUUUAAAGUUUCCACUUCUUUGAUUAGUUUCAAGUGAUGAAGAUCACCAAGGAUUCCUUUAAACUGCAUAACCAACUGAGCUACCUUUAAAAUUUAAUUAUUUUUUUUUACAUUUAUGCAUUCUAUUUGCUUCCUUCUUUCAAUUUUAUUAUUUUGCCAGUUAAUUUUUUUCUUUAUUUUGUGUUUAUAUCAGGAUAAACUGUGACCACUAUAGAAUCUAUACCAUUCAAAUGUAUUGUACAAGUGUAAGUUGGUUUCUAGCAUUUAAAUAAUUACAAAAGGGAUGUUUAUAUACCAAAAUAUACGUAAAACAUAGAUUAAAAUUCAUAGCAGAACCCACAAUGACUGGCGCAUUUCAUAUUCAUACUAUGAUUAAGCACGGUAGUACAAAACACGUCAUUGGUUAUAGGUUUAACUCUGAAUUUUUAUUCUCUGUGUGCUGUAAUAUUUGGACCCUUAAAGGGGUACUCCAUUGGAAAACAUUUUUUUAAUCAACUGGUGUCAGACAGUUAAACAGAUUUGUAAAUUACUUCUAUUAAAAAAUCUUAAUCCUUCUAGUACUUAUCAGCCGCUGUUAUGAUCCACAGGAAGUUCUUUUCUUUUUGAGUUUCCUUUCUGCCUGACCACAGUGCUUUCUGCUGACACCCCUGUCCAUUUUAGGAACUGUCCAGAGCAGGAUAGGUUUUCUAUGGGGAUUUUCUUGUACUCUGGACAGUUCCUAAAAUGAACAGAAGUGUCAGCAGAGAGCACUUUGGUCAGUAUUAUAAAUACCAGCAUUAUAACUGGUGUGCAGUAGACACAGGACAUUGUUGUAGAUUUUGCAUUGGGGUCCUGAAGCUACAAGUUCCGUCUCUGAUUGGAGUAUAGACUGGCUUCUCUUGUACAAUACAACAUUUAUCCUUCACCUUCUGUGAUCUAAUCAAAUGCAGCCAUGCUAUUGUAUAGUAUGAUUCAAUCAUUUUUUUCUGCAUCUUUGCCAUAUUCCUUCACUAAAAAUCAUACCAGAACAUAUAUUUUCAUAUGAAUGCUUUAAGAAAUGAAUGCAGAAAAGGCUGCUUUAUCACCUUUCAUUUGUGCAGUGGGAUGUGUGCAUAUGAAUAUUUAAUCACUAUGAAAUUUAAACACUGUAUUGUAAAGUUUCAGUGAAUAGUUAAACAUGUACCAUUCUUUGCACUUUAAAGGGAAUCUGUCAGCUCUGUUUGCUACAGAUACUGUUGAAUAGCUGUUGGGGUAAAAGGGCAAAUUGUACCUUUCCUGGAGCUAAUGGCAGUUGUCAAACUCAUAAAAUCCCUUUUUAUUUCCAAAUGUCAAGUAGGUGGGGUGAGCUGCUCAAGUUUGACUCCUCCUUGCUCACCCUAAAAUUUCAGCCCCUCUUUGACUGAUGACUCUGUAUAUCAGGGCAACUUAUUCAGAACUUUGUAAGGAGGGGCUGGGAGAAGCGAGUGAGCAGGGAGGCAUGUGGCACUUGAGACUCUCAGCCCCACCUCCUUGACACUUGGCAGGGAAAUAAGAAGACACUUUUAUAAGUUUGGUAGCCACUAUCAACUCCAGGAAAGAAACAGUUUGCUGUCAUGCUCUGACAGUAUCUGCAGCUAUAAGCAGCAAAUAAAGCAGAAAGAUUCCCCCUAAAAGGACCUUUUAUGCCAGGUUCAGAUUUUUAGAACAUUCUAUGUAUUAAGGAGAUAAACGGCCAUUUUUCUUAAAAACAAUUUACCUUUUCAUAUUCUGGUAAUCCAUAUAAAAAAUUUCAUUCGUUUCUAACAUCCCAGAAAGCUGUGUGAUAUCUGAAAGGUGCAAAUGAUGAAUAAUAAUAAUUUUAAAAAAAACAGUGUUUAAAAGAAACCAUCAAAACAGGCAUUGAAUAUUGUGUACAUCAAAUGUAUUAGACAUAAAAUCAAAAAUAAUCUCCAACCCAAGUGAAUUUUACUUUUACAUAUAUCAUUGUAAUUCUGUAAACUUCGCUAUUACAAUUUGGCAUCUAAUGAAAUUAAGAUUUAAACUAGUACUCAAUCUCUUAUAACAACCCUUCAUUACAUACAAUAUUCCUUUAUAUUGUAUACUUCAAUAAACAUCACUGUACUACACUAAGUGGCAUCUAAAGCUAAGGAUGAUUUAAAUAUGUCUUGUAAAUACAUUUACCCCAUUUCAUUGGAACCUUUAUGGACAUUUAUUUUUUUACAGUUGUUUAAGACUAUGUAUGCGGAGCUUACACUACACUUGUAGCCACCCUUAGUUUGGAAUAAGUUCUGCAGGUUAAAGUUAAUAUGGUACAUUUUGGGGAUAAAAUGUGUUUUACUGACCCAAAGUUAAAAAUAAUAAUGUUUUCAAUUUACUAACCUUACUGCUUUUGUACUGUUCCCAUAUCAGCCAGGGUAAGACUGGUCUGCCAGAGUAGCAGAUACUCUGCUGGAAGCAAGCUAUAGCUCAAAAACACCCCAAAAGAAGACGCUGAUUUUGGAGACAGUCUCUUAUCACUAAGGUCUAUCUUCUAUGGGUACAUUCACAAAUAACCUCUCAUUGAUGAUAUAUCUUAUGUGUACUAUAACAACAAAGGUUAUAAGGUUCUAUGUAGAUGAAGAAUGGGCCCUCAGCAUCCUUUUCUCUAGACUUAAGGAACCCUAGUGGGACAUGAUGCAACUAGUUUGCAUGGUCCCCUGAGGGUUCUCAUACAAGUUGGGCAUUGUAGGCAGCCAAGCACACUGGUAGUGAAGGUACAGCACGGUGGAUAUCUUGGAAACACCAUUAUUUUAUAAACAAUUUUUCCCCUGUUACCAUUAUUUCAACCAAGUUAAGUUCCUGAAUUUUCUCCUGUGUACUUUGUUUUUUCUGUAUAUGUUUUUUAGAACUUGGCAUUGUCACAUGUAUUUUGUAUUAUCCUGCAUUAUCAUAUGUUUAAAAAUGUUCUUUAUGAUAAAAUGAGCUAUACUAUUGUGGUAAUACGGUACAUUUGCGGAAAAAAAGGAUGCAUGACACUAUGAAACAAUAUAGUGUGAUAUAGAGGCACUAUGAAGAAAAACUUUUUUUACCCCUCACAUUCAUUUAGGCCUACAUGAGCUGACUGUACUCUCACCUAUUUAUACACACUGUGAAAUUGUCUGGUUAUCUUAUUAUACUCAAUUGCUUAUAUGACCCAAUUCUUUUACUAUAGUAGGUUGCUUAGUUUGAUAUGGAGGAAUUUAUAAUACAGAUCAUAUACAUGUCAAACAUAAAGUAAAGUAAAGGCUAACAUUUUAAUGCCAGUUGAUGUUAUGUUGUAGAGCUCCCUUGCUGAUUAAAACAAAGUGACUGGCACCUCUGUGGCAGCUCCCUCACUGUAUUUCAAAGACCAUUACCUAAGGAAGUAAUUGGCUAAAGAAGUGGUACCAGCCAACAUAAAUUUCCAGACCCAACCUUAGGUUCAAAUGUUUUUUAUUGAAUGUUUCAAGAAUUUUUACAAUACAAUUACAAUUACAAUGCCAUUACAACAGUAUGACCAAAAUGAAAACAGUAUAAAACAAAUAAAAUUCUAACAUAUGUGUGUACAUAAAUAUAUAUAAUAGUAUGAAAACAUCACUCAGUUUAAAGAAAUGUCCAACCUUAGUACUAGGACUAGAUCUACCAUGUAUAAUAUAAUACUGUAGAUGUAAUGGCUGUCCUUUAGUAUUGGUCUCUAAAUUUGAAAUAUUGGAACAUAUCAGAUUCUAUUUAGGGUUGCUGCAAAAAGUUUUAGUUGGGCUUAUCUAGCUAUAGAUAUCUAGUCUCCUCAUUUUAAUAACAAGAAUUAAAUUACUUUCCAUCUAUAAUUCCAACAUGCACAAACAAGCCAUGUUGGUUAGACGCUAAGAGUUGUGCAUGUCCCCAUUCUUUUGAAUUGUAAAGCUGCCGCUGGUGAUCAAAUAGACUGCUCUGUAUGACUUUACUGAAGCAAUCUUUUCUGCUAUAUGGAUUUUACAUGUAAGCCCUCUCUCCACUGACUCAAGUAAAACAGUAUCUGAAUGAAGUUCCAACCUGUACACGAUCCCGAUAUUGGUGCAUGUGUACUGAUGAUACAAAGGGUUAAAACGGAGACCCUGAGAAUUCUGCACCUGUGUGCCAUAAUCACAAAUGUGCCAUAUAUUCAUAAAGAGUGACCUAACCUCUGACAGGACACUAUAGAACCCAUAAAUGAUUUUCUAUAGAAUACCUCCCGGUGCCUCAUCUACACCUGUAAUAUUUUUAAAUAAAAUAUUUAAUAUAUUCUAUUAGGAACUUUUAGGUGAUAAUAGUUGUAGACUCUACUACUUUGCACCUGGUUGCACGUAGACUUAUCAUAUAUAUAGUAAAAGCGCUGGGAUUUUGUAUUUAAUAACCUGCAACUCAUUAUUCUACUUAGAAUUGCUAUUAUUAUGAUUAGAAGUAUUAGUAGAAUUCCUGUACUAUAAAUGUCUGCUCUUGCCUAAUCUUUUUAUGCUCUCUUUCUAGCUCUUCUAAUUUCGCUUUAUCUCUCUGUUUAAUAUGUAGAUUAUGAAUGAACUUUUUUCCUCACCUCGCCGGCACAAACUCUCAUAGAACUCGUAUCAUGUUCAGUAUUCAUUUAUUUGCGAGAGACGUGCAUACCUCGUGAUGUUAUUUUUAGACCUUUUUGCUUGCAAUGGGAUCUUUGUUAGCUCGAUAUACACAGUAUACUGUAUGAGUAUAUAGACAGGAUCUCAUGUUGUCUCUUGUUGCUUUAGGCAAUAAGGCACUUACCAUAGAUUAGCUUUGAGAUCCAGCCUCUCUGGUUAUAUAUAUAUUUUUAUAUAUAUAUAUAUAUAUAUAUAUAUAUAAGGCUGGCAGAUUAAACCUCUAGCAGACAGGCGAGUGUGUAUAUCAUUCUGUGUUGUAUGUAUAUGGGUGCCAAAAUUGUACAGUAAAAAAUUAACUCUAAUUUGCUGCUCCUGAUAAAUUGCACAAUAACUAAUGGGGCUGACUGUUCAAAAACUGGGGGCGAUGUGGACCUUUAAAUAGACAGGAACUUUAAAGCCAUUGCUGCACACAAAGUACUGAUAGUCCCCAAAUUUUGUUAAACAAAUUGGGAUCCAGGUGAUAGUUCUUUUGGUAAGAUUAGAGAAUUGUACAUCGGAAUGGUUUCUUAUGGUGCUGGAAGGGUUCAAUCUCCAGUGUACACUCUCUAAUGGGUCUAGCCUAUUGAACUUGUUUACAAACAUAAACCAAGGAGCUUUUUCCACUUUGUUUGAUGGGAAUUUACCUUGAAUUCAAUACUGGAUUCAGAAGUAAGGGGAUUUAAUCACUGUGUCUAUGUGGCUUAUGCAGCUAGUCAUGUUCAGUUCACUGCUGUGGAGCAGAACACUCUUCUCUACUUGAAGGAGGGAAUUUGACAUGUAGCAGGUUAUACCAAGGUUGUUGAUGGUCUCAUUUUUAUGUUUGUGUAUCUUUUUUUCUAUGUAUAAUCAUACACAUAGAGGGCAGAUAAGUGUCAGAAAAGAAACAAGAUAUUCUAGACGGUCAUCUAUUAUGGUCGAUUAUCACAAAAUCCACUUUCUUUUGAUGUCCGUUUUGAUUUUCCUGGGUUGGCUUGAGAUAAAAGUUGUAUAAAUUUGGUCUGUGAGAGGUCUAAACUUUUUACUUUUAAGUUUUUGCAUGCUGUAAUACUUUACCAGUCAAUGCAUCAAUAUAUUUAUUAUGGCGGAUGAUUUAUUUGUGGAUUUAAAAAAUUUUCCUUCUUUGACCCACUGCAAAACCAAGAUCCAUUCUCGUUGGCAUAGUGCCUAUUUUUUUUUUUAUUUGCUUAGUGUAGUUUUAAUUUGAAACAUUUACCUUCUAACUUCUCCACUAAGUCCAUUAUGAAAUGUAUAUUGGAUUAUCCUAUCCUUGACCAUGUAUUACACCAUGCAGGUCUAACUCAUGUAAGUAUAACUAUUGAAACUCCUGAAAAAUGACCUUUGUGGGUUUUCUGACUUGUGAAUUAAGACAACAUCUUACAUUUUAACAGCCUUAAGGGAUUGUUAAUAUGUAACUACACAGGGAAAGAGAAUUCAAUAUACAUUUAUAGUGCUUUGCUGUAUUUACACUAUACAACAUAGCAUGUUUAUUUUACAGAUGGAAUGCUGUUACUGCAUAUCUUGUAUGUUUGCAUAUUUUCAUUUUAAGUAUUUUUGUGAAUAUAUUUUUUAAAUAUUUCUAUGGAUUGAUGCUGAUCAAACACCGUGCAUUAGCUAGUCAUGCCUGGAUUUUGUCGAAUUGUAUUCUCUACUGAUCGCACACAUUAUAUACUAAUAUCAUUUGCUGUUGCGUUUUCUAGAACAUUUAAGGCACAAUAUACUCACAAAGUGAAAGCUUUUAAGAUGUGCCAAUAUGUAAAUUUGUUUAAUAGCGUAAGGGGAAAAAUGUUUUCUAUUAAUAUAUCACUGCAUAUGCAUAGCACAUAGCUUUAGAUAUAUUCGAGAGUAAGUGCUUUCAUGUUAGACUUUUGAUAGCUAUGUUAACAUAUUAAUUUAUAUAUAUAAGUAUAUGUUGUAUUUUUUACUUUUAUUUACUGAAAUCACAUUUUGAUAGUUUAAGAAUAUUUUCAACCCAAUUUUCCGGUAUGGUUGGUACAAAGCUACUUUGAGGGAGUAAAAACAGUUUGUUGUAGUAGAUUUUGAAUAUAGUAAAAUGGACCCAUGUUUUCUCAGAUAUGUAAUUUGGUUCGCCCCUCUCUUAUCUACCUCAUUUUCUCAAUUCCUUUUAAACCAAUGGUAUACACCAUAGCUAAAAGUAUCAUGUGUAAUAAGAAUGCAUGUAAAUGUUGGUUCUUUUUGCUGCGAGUCACAAUUGGGCAUGCAUUUGUUCACCUCAUAUAUCUGUUAUUUCAUGUUUUCAAAAGAUCAAUUUAACUAAGAAAAUUAUUUAUUCCACGAUCAAAUGUGAAGUCAAUAUCUGCACAAAAAGGUAAACUUAUCAACACAUUUACACAUUAAUGAUACAAUUAUAUCAGUAUUAUUUUAACAAUAAUAAAUACACUUGAAUGUAAUAGAAAUUUGCACUUUAUUGUUUUGUUUUGAUAUCCAACAUUUGUCCCACUGCCAUAAAGCUGGGUUGACACUUUUUGCUGCAUUCCAGGCCAUCUUUAAUCAUUAUAUAUUUUAUUUUAAUAAAACAACUUAUUUGCCGUAAUUCUUAAAAAAAAAUGUCAUGUGUGUACUGCCUAAAAGCAUCUAGUAGCAAUUGCUACUAUGGUAUUGAAAGUAUACAUGUUGGGUGAGCAUGUUCCGGCUUCUAGUGGAAAUGCUAGGUACCUGUCUCAGCCGAGCGGGCAGCUUUAUUAAAUUAUGUUGCAUUGAGUGUUUUCUGAGUGAACCUAUUUUAAAAUGACAGGAACCUUGUGUGCAUAGUAUGGGUGAUGAACAGGUGAAAUACUUAUUUGAUAUGAUCUAAGUGUGAGAAUGCAUUAGCUGUAAGGCUGUAGAAGAGGACAUGAUUCUGAUGACAGAUGACUAGUAGUGAAUACAGAUGGUAAUGGCCAGGAGGAUAAACUUCUUCUACAUUUUAACCAUGCGUAGCAUCACCUUAAAGGGAAUCUGUAAACUUAAGGUCAUGCUUAGUCAAAGCAGUUUUGUUGAGCAGCUGCAUGCAUGCCUCCUCCCUCCCCAACCCUUCCUGGCUUGAUUGAUGUACAGGGUUUGGAUUCCAGCACUGAGCCGGGCACAUCAAUUAAUCAAGGAAAGGAGGGGUGGGGAAGGAAGAAGGAUCAGCACAGCCUCCUUUACACGUAACCUCUGAGCAUGAUCUACAGCUGUCAGAUUGACUUUAAUAGGAUUCAUUACACAACAAUAAAAAAACUUAAUGUGUGUUAUACUUCAAAAAACUGUUGUAUUUUUAAAGUUGUUUAUUGAAAGAUAAUGCCAAUUGAUAAAAUGAAAGAUGGAAGUAUGCAACAAUUAGAAUGAAAUGUAGACUAAAUAGACCAGAUCACUUUACAGUAGGUGUCCAUCACAAAUUGGAUUUUAUUUUAUAAAAUGUGUCUCCACUACUUUGGGCGUAUAUCCACAUUUAUACAUGCAGUCAGUCAUACUGAAAAAUUCUUUCAAAGUGUGCUCUGAAAUCCUUAAAGGGGUACUCCGCCCCUAGACAUCUUAUCCCCGGGGUCCCGUUGCUGGGGACCCCGGGGAUCGCUGCUGCAGCACCCCGCUAUCAUUACUAUGCAGAGCGAGUUCGCUCUGCACGUAACGACUGGCAAUACAGGGGCCGGAGCAUCGUUACAUGACGGCUCCGCCCCUCGUGACGUCAUGGCCCACCCCCGUCAAUACAAGUCUAUGUGCAGUAAUGAUGGUGGGGUGCCGCAGCGGCGAUCCCCGGGGUCCCCAGCAGCGGGACCGCGGCGAUCUAACAUCUUAUCCCCUAUCCUUUGGAUAGGGGAUAAGAUGCCAGGGGCGGAGUACCCCUUUAAGGUUUCCUAUGUGUGUUAAAAAGUGUAAAUAAAUAAAUACUGUUAUCUUUCAACACAUAAGCUGCAGCAAUGAUUAAGUAAUUCUGCAUAUUUUUUUUUACAAUAAAAAGGACCCAAAACAAAAAUGUCCCCUUUAGAGGAAUCCCUACAUCUAACCUUUCUAUGCUGUAAAUUUUACAGCUUUUCCUGUUGAUAUCUUUCAGGUAACCCAUCAAAGGGGUACUCUGCCCCUAGGCAUGUUAUCCCCUGUCCAAAGCAUAAGGGAUGAGAUGUCUGAUUGUGGGGGGUCCGGCCACUGGGACCCCAAGAUCUCCAACCCUUUGAAUAAGGGAUAAGAUGUCAAGAGGCGGAGUAAGGGUAAAUGCACACUAAAUAAAUUACAUUUACACCGACAUCUGCAUUACUUCAUUUAGGUUUUACUGUCAGAUUUUUCUGCAGAUCUGCUGCAGGAAAUGUCCACAGCAAAUCUGUUGAUUUCUCAUUUACCCCAAGGCCUCGUUCACAUGGUGGAAUUUCCGAGUGGAAUCCAGUGGAAGCAACUACCACAGGAAUCCCAAUUCCAGACCUCCGCAGAAAGAAUUGGCAUGUUAUAUCUUUCAGUAGAAUCCUCUUGGAACUACAUUGCUGCCUGUGGAAACAGCACAUUUUCGAGCAGUCCUAGCGCCAACUGAUGAGUUGGCAAUUGCCACAGACGGAAAGUCCAGGCGUAAUUUUCUGACCGGACAUUCUGCUAAAUUUAUGCUUUAUGACAUAGCCGAACAAGGCUCCAAGGAGCCCCAUUGUUUUAUGUAACCCUGGUUGAGAAAUACUGGGCUAUUUGCCUGGUGCAUGUACGAAGCAAUUUUUCAGGUAUGUGUUAGUUGUUAAUUUGAUAGGACACAUUUAGAGGAUGGAGUCAAUGAACUGACUGCCUGUGUAAAUGCUGGAUAUAUUAAUACAUGAUUUUUUUUAAAUUAAUAUUUUGAUUGCAGAUUUUGUUUCAGGUUGAGAAAUUUGCACUUUCUUUUCUAUCAUAAAGCAAUGUUGUCCUCUGCAAUUGAUCCCUUAUGGGCCACAGAGUGUUAUAUAUUUACAGUCAAAAAUAUUUAGAAAUUGUAUUGUUAGCCAGUGCUGGAUUUGUAAUCAUAUAAAGCAUUUAAUAAAUGCAGAUGCAGAGACUGUUGGGACAAACAUUAUCUACCCAAAUCAUAUUCAUAAUAUGGAGAGGAGAUUGCCCCUUUAGAACCAUCAUCAAGUAGCCAAAGCAACAAUCCAAGACCGUCUUCCUGCAUGGACUCAGCAUUAUGUUUAUAUUUUAGAAAGGCAGCCCAUUGACUUUAGUGGUUUUU
Messenger RNA from Hyla sarda, 15440 nucleotides. It is a transcript of the gene DLGAP3, whose product is annotated as DLG associated protein 3. Gene Ontology annotation, biological process: signaling. Gene Ontology annotation, cellular component: glutamatergic synapse; postsynaptic specialization. The transcript is spliced from 14 exons. Bases 601 to 3561 code for a protein of 986 amino acids. Lineage: Eukaryota; Metazoa; Chordata; Amphibia; Anura; Hylidae. Gene Ontology annotation, molecular function: molecular adaptor activity. The record is from RefSeq and is a predicted model, not a curated record.